This is a messenger RNA of Drosophila arizonae, 966 nucleotides long. Its product is annotated as trypsin-7. Gene Ontology annotation, molecular function: serine-type endopeptidase activity. The record is from RefSeq and is a predicted model, not a curated record. Lineage: Eukaryota; Metazoa; Arthropoda; Insecta; Diptera; Drosophilidae. Gene Ontology annotation, biological process: proteolysis.
AUAUUUGUGACAGUUCGCUGACUAGGUUUGCACCAGCAUAUGUGUAACGGUCAGUUUUUGAAUAGUGGCGAUAUGUGGAAAUUUGCGCAAUUCCUUGUACUUAUACAAAUUGUAAAUUAUGCGCAGGCUCAAAUCGCUUUUACAGGACUACCUUGCACAGUCCGCAAUCCUAAGAUCGUCGGCGGAAGCGAAGCGGAACGGAACGAAAUGCCGUUUAUGGUUAGUCUAAUGCGUCGUGGUGGCCACUUUUGUGGGGGCACCAUUAUACAUGAGCGCUGGAUACUCACCGCUGGUCAUUGUAUUUGUAAUGGUCUGCAAAACUUCAUGAAACCCACGCAGAUUCAAGGCGUUGUAGGUGUCCAUAGUAUUCGGGAUUAUUUAAAUGCUGUCAGUGACGGGUCCCAGGGAUUCCGAGUAGACUUUAAGCGCAUUGUACCACAUCCACAAUAUGAUUGCAAAAAUGUGCAACAUGAUAUCGCUCUGCUUGAGCUCGUACAACCCAUGGGCUUUUCGGCACAUAUUCAGCCCAGCUGUGUUAGUUCAGGGGAGGAGGAUCGUAGCUUGGUGCCGGAAUACGGAACGGUAUCCGGCUGGGGAUGGACACAAGAGAACCAGGCAGAUGGCGAGCGUGCCGAUGUCUUGCGUAAGGCAAGAGUUAAAAUAUGGAACAAUGAGGUCUGUGAGCAUUCAUAUCGAGCGCAAGGAAAAUCCAACAGCAUUAGCGACACUCAGAUGUGCGCAGGAUUUGAGAAUGGUCAAAUUGACUCAUGUUGGGCUGACUCUGGUGGCCCACUGAUGUCGAAGGAGCAUUAUUUACUAGGCGUUGUGUCUACGGGCAUUGGUUGUGCCCGUCCAGGCCUUCCAGGCAUAUAUACGCGUGUCAGCAAAUAUGUGAAAUGGAUGAAAAAUGUAAUGGGAAAUCGGCAAUAGCUAUAAAACAUGGAAAACUGAAUGUGAUAAAACUGU